GCCACUGGACUGUGCAGACACACUGUCAGCCAAUAUCUAAUUAAACAGUUAUGGAUCGCAUCACUUUCAAAGUUAAUGGAAUUUAUUACUCCGUUGGUUGCGAAGUGAACACGGAUGUGACGUUGCUGGAGUACCUGCGGCGGCGGCUGCGGCUGACGGGCACCAAGUACAUGUGCCUGGAAGCGGGCUGCGGCGCUUGCAUCGUGAGCGUGCGGCGACCGGACACCGCGCCCGCCGCCGUCAACUCGUGCAUGGUGCUGGUGACGUCGUGCCAGGGCUGGGAGGUGACGACGGUGGAGGGCGCGGGCGGGCGGCUGGCGGGCUACAGCAAGCUGCAGACGACGCUGGCGGACCACAACGGCACGCAGUGCGGCUACUGCACGCCCGGCUGGGUCAUGGCUAUGCACAGCUUGCUUCAAAGUAGAAAAAACUUGACUAUGCUUGAAAUAGAGCAGUCUUUUGGGAGCAAUGUGUGCAGAUGUACUGGAUACAGAUCAAUUCUUGAUGCUUUCAAGCGAUUUGCAGUAGACGCGCCCGUUUCUAAAAGAAUAUCAGAUAUAGAAGACUUGCAUGUCUGUCACAAGACAAAGGAUGGAUGUAAUAAAAGCAAUUGUGAGGAUUCCGACUGGUGUAUGGUGUUGAAAGAAGAAGUUGAUAAAUCUUCUUCCAUUUACAUUAAACUGGAAGAUGGCCGAGACUGGUAUAGAGUUUACACCUUAAAAGACGCCCUUAAUAUUAUUUCUUCUAAAAAUGUUGACUCCUACAUGCUUGUUGGUGGGAACACAGCUAAAGGCGCAUAUCCUAUUUUCGAUUAUCCUAGAAUAUUAAUUGACAUUACUGGAAUAUCAGAACUGAAAGGUUUUGUUUUGGAUCAAAACCUGGUUUUAGGAGCCGGCUCUACUCUCACCGAGACUUUGGACAUAUUCAAAUUAUUAUAUAGUAAAAAAUACUACUUUAGAUAUUUAGAAAAAUUAUACAAUCACAUUCAAAUGGUGGCUCACAUUGCUGUGAGGAAUAUUGGUACGGUUGCAGGGAAUUUGAUGAUAAAACACAAACACCACGAAUUUCCUUCAGAUUUAUUCCUUUUGUUUGAAACUGUUGGAGCACAGCUCACAAUUUUGACUCGUUUAAAAAAGAAAACGGUUACAAUGCAGGAAUUUUUAAAAGAAGACAUGUCUGGAAAAAUUAUAAUCAACGUACUUUUGCCACCUCUGACACCUGAUUAUAAAUUAGUCACAUUCAAGAUAAUGCCUCGCGCGCAGAAUGUUCACGCCAUAGUCCACGCUGGCUUUCUCUAUAAAUUAAACAAAAAUAAUACCGUUGUGGAAUGCAGAUUAGUAUUCGGGGGAUUGUCUCCGACAUUUUCUAGGGCGUACAGAACUGAAAAGUUUUUGGAAGGCAAGUUUCUGUUCUGUAACGAGACGUUGCAGGCCGCCAUCAAGGUGUUAGACGACGAGCUGGUCAUCACGAGGAAGCGACCUGAACUUUCUGUGGAGUAUAGAAGACGGCUUGCAAUUGGCUUGUUUUAUAAGGGUCUUCUCCGGCUGUGUCCGCGGGACAUAGUAGGUCCGCGGUACAAGUCGGGUGAGGUGAGCGUGCACGACGCCCGCGCGCUCAGCUUGCAAUGUUCGGGAGAGACAGUGUACACGGACGACAUGCCGCCCAUCAAAGACGAGGUGUUCAUUUCCUUCGCGUUGGGCGCCGUGCCGCGCGGACAUCUGGAUGCCAUCGACCCCAGCAGAGCGCUGAAAGAACCUGGAGUUAUCGCGUUUUAUUCCGCAAAAGAUAUACCAGGAAUUAACUCUUUUACACCUUAUGGAAAAAGAAUAUUUUUGGCAAAUGAAGAAAUAUUUUGCAGCGGCGAAGUAAAAUAUUACAACCAAGCGAUCGGUAUGAUUGUUGCUGAAACGCAACAGAUCGCAAACAGAGCUGCGAAAUUAGUGGUCGGACAUUACAGUGAAAUAAAAAAACCAGUUAUAGAUGUGAAAUUAGCUAAGAAUGAUCCGAACAGAGUAUCCCUUUAUAGAUCAAUAGAAGCAACCGAUAGAGGACUGGACGUGUACAAAGUAGUACAUGGGUCGAUGACUAUAUACCAACAGUACCACUUUUGUAUGGAAACGCUGACCAGCAUCUCCAUACCAGUGGAAGACGGACUGGAGGUGCACGCCGCCACGCAGUACACUGAGGGGAUACAAGUUAUGACAUCACGUGCUUUGAACAUCGCGGCUGUUGGCAAGCGGUUGCCCUGUACUACACUAUUCGAGGUCGGUGUGAACGCAAAAGGCGUCAUUCAGUACCUAAACUGUGACCUGUUCACGGACAACGGCUACGUACUAAACGAACCUCUUAUUAUGAUAGGCAUCUCGAUUUUUAACAAUUGCUACAACAAGAAAACUUGGAAUUACAAAUUUUAUAACACUAUUACGGACACAGCAUCUAAUUCGUGGUUUCGAUCACCAGGUACAUUAGAAAUAAUAGCAAACGCCGAAUUUAUAAUGGAAAAGAUAGCUUAUGAAAUGUCAUUAGAUCCGGUUGAUGUGCGACUAGCUAAUCUAGAUGAAGAUAACAGAGAAGCUAUUGAAGAAAUGUGGGAUAAUCUAAGAGUGAAAUCUCAGUACGAGGAGCGGCGCGCCGCAGUGCAGCAGUUCAACGCACAAAACAGAUGGUUAAAGCGCGGACUGAGGGUCAGCUUCAUGAGAUGGUCGUCGGAGAACCCUCAGUAUAUCUCCGCAAAUUUAUCAAUAUUCUACGAAGACGGAAGCGUUGCCAUCACCCACGGUGGCGUUGAAAUAGGACAGGGUAUCAAUACUAAAGCCGCUCAAAUAUGUGCUUAUUUUCUGAACAUUCCGCUUAGUAAAAUUCAAGUUAAACAACAAAUCACUUUUAUUUCUCCAAACGUGGGAGAAACAGGAGGUAGUGUGACGUCAAUGAAUAUCGGUCUUGCGGUGCAGAGAUGCUGCGAAAUAAUUCUUUGCAGAUUAGAACCUAUACGGAAAAUAUUAGGUAACCCUACUUGGGAGGAACUCGUCAAAGCCGCUUUUAACAACAAUAUUGAUUUGCAAGCGCGAGGUACCGUCACUGCGGCGGAUGCACUUCUCUACGACAUUUACGGUGUUAUUGUGACUGAAGUUGAAACUGACAUAAUAACUGGACAAUCUGAAAUAAAACGAGUGGAUCUUAUAGAAGAUGUGGGACAAAGUGUUAGUCCCUUAAUCGAUAUUGGUCAAAUCGAAGGGGCCUUUAUAAUGGGUCUCGGGUACUGGACGUGUGAGAAAGUGGAGUAUGAGCCGAGUAGCGGCGAGGUGCUCUCUGACCGCACUUGGAACUACUGGGUGCCGCAAGCUAGAGACAUACCACAAGAUUUCAGAGUUUAUUUCAGAGAGAAAUCACGUAAUUACGAAAUAUAUCUCGGAGCCAAGGCGACGGGCGAGCCCGCCACCAGCCUGGCGGUGUCGGCGCCGCUCGCCGCCAGGGAGGCCGUCGCCGCGGCCAGGCUGGACUCUGGAAUACCCACUACACAGUGGUUUCAAAUUGACGGUCCAUACACGACCGAACAGAUUUGUUUGGCAGCGGCUACAAAGUUUGAAGACUUCAAAUACUAUUAACACAAA
Molecule: messenger RNA, 3611 nt
Organism: Papilio polytes (common Mormon)
Lineage: Eukaryota; Metazoa; Arthropoda; Insecta; Lepidoptera; Papilionidae
Product: xanthine dehydrogenase/oxidase-like
Exons: 17
Coding region: 51-3605 (1184 amino acids)
Molecular function (GO): oxidoreductase activity; 2 iron, 2 sulfur cluster binding; iron ion binding
Source: RefSeq, a predicted model, not a curated record